AUGUUCGCACGUCAUGCCGAGACAUACCUCCAUGCCGAGAACCGGGAGCGCAACCGCAGACUACGCGCUCUGGUGGCCUCGCUGCAGGUUGCCUGCCGGUCGUACACACGUGUCGUUCUUCGCAUCCGCGCCCAGGCUGAGGCCGAGGCGCGCGCUCAUGCCUCUGCUGCGGCUUCGCCGAUAAGCCCACGGGGCGGCAGAGGUCUACCAUCCGUGAAGUCAAGCACCUCAGUGAACAACGUGCCCGCAGGCAAGAGGAGCUUCUCCCGCAGCUCCAGUCGCGCGCCGUCUCCCACGUCGUCCUGGAGCCACUCCUAUGGCCACGCUCGAUCGCCGUCUCUGCCGGGCCAAUCCUCCAUAGCGCCGUCGAUUAACGGACAUGGCGUGGGGGGCAGCAACGUCUUCCACUCCCCACUUUUCCGCCUCCGACGGGCGCCUCUCCUCCAGGUCUUCGUCCCUUCUCCUGAUGGAGACUGGCUGUCGGACUCGAGCGUGGUUGAAUGCGAGAAGGAGCUGAAGCGCGCAGGGGUUGUCAACCUGCUGCGCCCCGGAGACGUCGUGUGGGACACUGCGGUUGGUGACGAAGGCAACCUAGGCCGACUAGUGUGGGACGGAGGCUAUCUUAUCGACCUUGACUACACGUACUCGCGCGCGGGCGACCUGCCGCGGUACCUGCCGACGCUCGCGUUCGCGCCGUCGUACUUCCAUCGCGUCGUGCGCACGAUGGGGAACGGAAACCCGGUCUGCCACAUCGACAUCACGCCGUGGGGCGAGGAGGUCGCCGCGAACCUCCAGCUCCUCCAGGACCGCAUGAAGACCGAGACACCACAGGGCGGCCACCACAUGGUCGUGCGCUGGGUGCACCGCUCGUCGUUCACCAUCCGCCCGCCUGCAGGCGGGAAGCAGCUCCGGCUUGUCGUCCCGCGCGACGUCGGACCCGGCCCAGCGCCAGGCGGAGCGUGGCUCGUCGACUCCGACUGGUUCGGCACCGUCGUCGUCGAGGCGGAGGGCACGAACGAGGGCCUCGCGGACUUGCAAGCGCGCUGCGGAGGCGCGUUCCCUCCCCGCGCGGUUGGCGCCUCGUUCAGCCCGGAGCGCGCCGCGCGCGCGGAGGCGCAACGGAGCGUGUUCAGGAUCUUGAGGGAGAAAAGCCGGCCAGGAGAGAUUUGGAUUAGGACCGUGACAGAGAAGGAGAGGCUUCUGCCGCCCUAG
Messenger RNA from Trametes versicolor FP-101664 SS1, 1212 nucleotides. RefSeq lists its product as uncharacterized. The transcript is spliced from 4 exons. NCBI's taxonomy places the organism in Eukaryota, Fungi, Basidiomycota, Agaricomycetes, Polyporales, Polyporaceae. The record is from RefSeq and is a predicted model, not a curated record. Bases 1 to 1212 code for a protein of 403 amino acids.